This is a messenger RNA of Pseudovirgaria hyperparasitica, 1437 nucleotides long. RefSeq lists its product as uncharacterized. The record is from RefSeq and is a predicted model, not a curated record. Lineage: Eukaryota; Fungi; Ascomycota; Dothideomycetes; Acrospermales; Acrospermaceae. The coding region runs from base 1 to 1245 and encodes 414 amino acids. The transcript is spliced from 4 exons.
AUGUCUGACCUUGAUCUUCUUUCGUCGCUCAAGCGCUCCAUCUCACCACCAACAACGACGCGCCUUACAAAAAGAUCAAGACGCUCAGCUCUCAUCCUAACACCUGCAGCUGUUGAAGCUGGCUCUGCAACCAUUGGCAAUCACCUCGAGUACUUUUGCGCGAGACUGACGCCGCUGUGUCGCCCACCUACCGCUCUAUCCAUUGAUGACUAUGGAGCAUUGUUCAAGCGAAAUCAACAUGAGCAUGGGAGGCACUUUGUAGUGCAUCAGCAUUCACAUCCAGUUGCGGGUGUCCACUAUGAUCUGCGUCUCCAGGUCUCAGCCACGAGUAGUGUGAGUUGGGCAGUGCCGUAUGGUUUGCCCGGAGAUCCGAAUUCGAAACGGUUGAAUCGAAUGGCGAUAGAGACGAGGGUGCAUUGCGUAUGGAACCACCUCAUCGAAUCCGCCUCCCAUGCCACCGGCUCCCUGCUCAUCUGGGACACGGGCGAGUACGAAGUCCUCCCGCGCCACGCCGCCCCAGUGGCCACAGACGACGACGACGACGACGACGAUGACAGUCCUUCACCAAACCCCUCGUGUCCAUCAGAAACCACGAAACUCCGCGCUGCAUUUCGAGAUAGACACAUCCGUCUGCGUCUCCACGGCACACGCCUGCCCGCAAACUACACAAUCUACAUGCGUCUGCCGUCCGCGAACGCAGCGCCACACACGCACACGCACAAGACACCAAACCCACUCGCGACUCGCCGUCGUCGACGACGCAGGAAGAAUGCCCCGUCGACCACCGCACGUCUGCGCAGUCCAGUCUCGACGUCGGAAGAAGAAUCCGAAACACGUGAUGCUACUGCUGCAGCUGCAGCACCUUCUAGAGUUACUGAUAGCGAAAGUAUGAAGAAUGACGACGCGGCGGUGGCGGCAGCGGCAGCUGCCAAUGCGUCUGACGUCGAAGAUGCGCAAAUUGCGACUAGCAAUGCAUAUCCCGGUGCUACGAACGAUAUCGGCUCUGUGCACCAACGACGGUGGUUUCUCGGGCUUGACAGGGGUAACUCUGGGUUUGUCCGGGCAGGAUCUCGGGGAGAGAGCUGGGUCAGGGAGGACGACAAGCGGGGAUUCGAGCCAUUCUACGUUCGGGGGAGUGCAGUUGAGCGAAGCGUCGUGACGGGCAGGUUAGCUAGUGAAUUGUUGAGUGAUGAGGGGGUAGAAGGCUUCGUAGAGAGGGGCAAUUGGCAGGGAAUCACUUCGUGAAGGUGGAGAGAAGUAUUGUGUGUAUGUCUCUAUGCGUACUCUGAGGUUGUAUCAUAUAUCUAAAGCCAAACAAAACGCCGAUCGAAAUGCAAAACGAGCUAUACAAGCCUACAGUCCAAGCUUUCUAUAUGCCCAAAACGCUCCGUUAUAGCGAUCUCACACAAGUGCGAAACUGGAGAAGUAGAUACAUGA